Aspergillus ochraceoroseus IBT 24754 is the source of this 2250-nucleotide messenger RNA. RefSeq names its product transcription factor domain-containing protein. The transcript is spliced from 3 exons. NCBI's taxonomy places the organism in Eukaryota, Fungi, Ascomycota, Eurotiomycetes, Eurotiales, Aspergillaceae. Gene Ontology annotation, cellular component: chromatin. Gene Ontology annotation, molecular function: DNA-binding transcription factor activity, RNA polymerase II-specific; zinc ion binding; RNA polymerase II cis-regulatory region sequence-specific DNA binding. Bases 1 to 2250 code for a protein of 749 amino acids. The record is from RefSeq and is a predicted model, not a curated record. Gene Ontology annotation, biological process: regulation of transcription by RNA polymerase II; DNA-templated transcription.
AUGGUCAAAGCCACACGCUCCUACGAAUGUCCUCGAUGUUCCCGCACGUUUGCUCGCUUAGAGCAUCUCCAGCGCCAUGAGCGGUCCCAUACCAAGGAGAAGCCCUAUCUCUGUGAUAAAUGCCCUAAAUCCUUUACGCGCAAAGAUCUUUUGGUUCGCCAUGAGCGUCUGGGUCACAGUUCACCAGGCCUUUCGACUCAAACUCCCUUGACGACUCCUCCAACCUCGAGCCGUCCGGGUUUCCAUGGCCUCACCGUGUUGGCGUCGGCCGUGGCGGACAGCCCAUUCCCCUCUGUAACUGCGGGGAAUCAAAAUCUCAUGCCCGCCCCUCACGGACCGUUUCAGGCCGACCCACCAACAGGGCCAACCAGCUUCAGCGAGCCUUUCGCAGGCUUUGGGGCGUCAGCUUCGUAUGACGGGGAUGAUUUCACGUCAUUUCUGGAUAGCAUUCCUAUGCCAAGUCACACAUAUUCCCCAAUUUACCAACCGCUCCCUCUAUUCCCGCCGUUGCACUUGGAGUCCGGAUCGGAGUAUCAUUCUACUCUGGUUAACGAGAGAGCUACAGAAGACAUUGGUACUCCAGCUAGCUCUGUACUUCCCCGUCAUGGUACGCAGUUACCAUCAUUGCAGCCCGAAGAAUCUCAUCCUCCGUACAAAACGCGCCCCCCAAAGGUCCCGAUUUCAGUUACAACGCAAUGUCGAGAUCGAAUUGUCCGCGAAUUGUUGGACUAUGCCAACGUUGUCCCAGAACAGUCAAUCCCUUCGCGUCAUGCGUUAUCACGAUGUCUGACAGGGUAUAUAACCGGAUAUCACGAUCAUUAUCCGUUCCUACAUAUCCCCACGUUGAACAUCGAAUCCCUUCCUCUACACCUAUUCCUCGCGAUGGCAGCUUUGGGGGCCCAAUAUUGCCGUGAGCGUGACACUAGCAUGAACCUAUUCCGCCUUGCAAAGGCCGUGACUUUAGAGCAUACUCGAAGAGACCUGCAGUGGGGUGAAAACAGCGACCUGUAUCCCAAAACCUCGUCCCGGGAUCAGCCGUCACAGAGUCAAGACAUUCUGGAAACGGUUCAAUCAUUGGUAAUUUUGAUCUCUGUGUCGUCGUGGUUCGAGCACAAUCCACCCCAUUACGAAGCGUUGUAUUUGCGGAGCUUUAUGGAAACACUCCUGCGAAAGGGCGGGCUGAAUGAAUUACCCGCACAAGAUGGAUCUUGGGAAAGCUGGAUCCGGAACGAAAGCGCAAAGCGAACGAAGUUGAUUGUUUUCUGUUUCUAUGGUAUCCAUACGAUUGUCUUCGAUAUCCCUUCUAUGAUUUUACCAGAAGAACUAGCCCUUGAUUUGCCAUGUACCGAAAAAGAAUGGAUGGCUCCUAAUGCUAGUCAAUGGCUGGAACAGAGGCAGCAGAGUCGAGCAAACCCCAAACUACAGGAUGCCUUGGCCUCCCUGUUCACCCGCACCCCUGGCGCCACAGAACAAUUAGAAGGCUUUACAUCUCUGGGGGGCUACGUCCUGAUUCACGCGAUCAUCCAAAAUAUUUGGCUUAUACAAAAGGCAUGUCGACUUCCCGUCUCCGGCAGUAAUUCGUUAUCGCCAGCCCAGAUUACAUCCCUGGAGCAGGCACUGGAAAAUUGGUGCCAAUGCUGGGAGCGUAAUCAAGAAUCUUCAAUUGACCCGUUUAACCCUAAUGGGCCGUUAUCGUUCACGUCCACGGCUCUACUCAGGCUGGCUUACAUCCGCCUGAAUGCUGAUUUCAGCUCAGCGCGCCGUCUCCAGACCUGGGACCCAGAUCAAAUCGCUCGUUCUCUUCGCGAAAAUCUCUCUGUGCAGCGAAGUGACCGUCUGACACGAGCCGCACUGCACUGUGCCCAUGCACUCAGCACCCCCAUCAAACUGGGAAUCAACUAUGUUGCAAGAACCUUGGUGGUUUCGUGGUCGAAUCAAUAUGCCCUGUGCUCACUCGAAUGUGCCGUGCUGCUUGCCAAAUGGCUGGAAGUGGCAACGGUUGCGAAUCCCCAGCCCAAGUUGACCGAACAAGAAACCAAGCUCCUGGAAUUUGUCAUCGAGAUGGUGAUGGAAGCGCAGCAGGGGGUGUCGCGAGCAUGGCUGCUGGCCAACCACACUCGUUUGAGCGCGAGCAUAACGCGACUUUGGGCUCGGUUAUUUACUGCGGACUAUAUUUACGAGCUGGUGAACUUGAUCGGGCGAUCCUUGAAUCGCUAUGCGGAUAUUCUUGAUGGGGCAGACAGACCUUGA